AAAAUUCGGAAAACCCAGACUUCCGCCUGAAAAAUCCGGAAGUCUGGGGAAACUUGUGAGAAAAUUUGAGAGAGAGAGAGAGAGAAUUUUAGAGAGAGAGUGUGUAGGUUGUGAAAUGACUUGUGAGUUUCGAAAGUGAGUUUUCCGAGUAUUUAUAAAGGAGGGGCAAAUUAGGAAAUUCAAGAAAACAAAGCGAGCGUCACCUUGUAAUUUGUGAACGACGUUUAACAACACUCUUAGAGUUUUCUAGACAAAUAUAUUAUAUGGUAAUCUAUAAGAUUUUUCUAGAUUAAUCUUUUUAACAUCAUGAUGUGCAUUCGGUAGUUGGUUUCCAUUUUUGAGUCUGCAAAGGGGAUAUUGCAAUUGGUUUCUUAAUUGGGCAUGUACAAGGUUUCAAAUUUCAGAGUUUUCACCUCAACAUCAGAAUGGUUGAUUGUGUCUGAAUUUUUUGCAUCCAUUAUUGUUGCACUACCUUAUACGGAAUUACGGAGUACGUUGAGUUUAUGAUUUAGCUUUACUGCUUUAGUCUUCUCAUCUUCUGUUCUGUUUCUGUUUUUUUUCAUUUAUUUUUUUUUUAUUUUUUGGGAGGGCUACUUUCUUUACCUUCCACCAAAAAAAGCUCAAUACAAAAUGCAGUGAGUUACAAUAUAUGGAGUAAGUGAGUAACAGGACAGUGGGAGUUUUUUUUAUUUUUGAAGAAAAAAAAAAUAAUAAAAACAAAAAAAAAAAAAACCCUCAGUAAUAAAAUUUUAUGCAAGCAACUGUAUGAGACAUUAAUCUUCAAGGCAGGACUAAACACUAAAGUAAGGACAAUGAUCAUUACAAUUUCAAAAUCUUAUAAGCAAAUACUUCGUACAAUACUAGUCAUGGAAUGGGCCAUACACAAGAAAAUAAAAAAUAAAAAAAUCAAUCUGAUAACAGAAGUUGAUUUUUUUUUUUUUAAAUCACAAGACAAAAGUCCUAUGUUACCCAUGCUUUUAAUGCGAAAAAUGUUCAAUUUCAACAAAAAAAGUAACAAAACAAAAGUAUUUUUUUAUUUUAAAAAAUUAAAAGUACUUACAAAUGUUAAGAUAACACUUGGCAAAGUAUAAUUCUACCAAAGUGCCAUACACAUGCUGUCAAGUGUCAACAUUCUCCUAUCUCUUCCCAAUCUUCCGGACAAUUCUCUACUCUUCAUUAUUCUCAAACCCGUUUAUCUUCAAUUCAAUAUUUUUUCAGUUUCAAAUAAACGUAUCAUUUAGUUUCAAAACUGAUGUAAUUUGUGUGAUUUAUAACAAUAAUCACAUUUAAUUACCAAAGCUGUUUUUAAACGUUUUGUUAAUCUCUUUGUUGUUUUCCUGUCAUACUAUACCUCUCUUAUUACCUUACCAACUUAUAAUCACACAUGGUAUGAUCACAACAAUAUCCUUCUUUUUCUCAUCUUGGACACCUCUUGUUAUACAUUCAAUUUUGUCGAUUUCGAACUCGUAGUAUGAUUUGAUUGGAUUAUAUUAUUAGAAAGAUUGUUCCUUUUGGUGGUGGGUUUGAUUUGAUUGGAUUAUAUUGUUAGAAAGAUUGUUCCUUUUAGUGGUGGGUUUGUUAUGUUAGUGUGAAUCAUAUUGUUGUACAUUAUAGGGGACACCCAUUUUUAGGUGAUCUCAUUUUGUGUCGUGUUUGUGUUCGUGUUUUGUUGAGGCUCUGAGGCUCUUAUGGAUCAAAGGACGGUUUUGAUCAAUGUGAUAGAACCAACUAGUCUAUAUUCAUAAACCCGGAUGCCAAAAUCCCAAAUUUUUGGCCAUUUGUUUUGAGGUAAAGAUCCAAUUAUAGGAAAGAGCUUGUUCUGAUUAAAAUGCAGGUAAGGAUAAUGAACGGCGAUAAUGGGAAAGACGCCGUAAGUUGUGCUAGAACUGUCCCAAACAAAUCUUGGUCAUUCAAGAUCUUGUACUUUAUUUUGAUAUUCUUUGUUCUUGGUCUUGGAGUUUGCAUAUUAAGUAUGAAUAUGAUCAGGUAUCUUGGGUUGCGAAACAUGGUGUUGAGAGAAUCGUCGAGGUUAGAACCUUGCGAUGAUGCUACAAAUACUCUAGAAUGCUGGAGAAAACCGCCUUCUAAUCUUAUGCAUAACAUGAAUGAUACUGAGUUAUUUUGGAGAGCUACAUUUGCUCCUCGAAUUCAAGAGUAUCCUUACAAGAGGGUUCCGAAGGUUGCAUUCAUGUUUCUGACAAGGGGACCUUUGCCGCUUUCACCUCUUUGGGAGAGGUUUUUUAGAGGCAAUGAGGGACUUUAUUCCAUCUAUGUUCAUUCACUGCCUGGCUAUAGAGCAAAUUAUUCCCGUUCUUCGGUUUUUUAUGGCAGACAGAUUCCUAGCCAGGUCACAGAGUGGGGGAAGAUGAGCAUGUGUGAUGCUGAGAGGAGACUUUUGGCAAAUGCGUUGCUCGAUCUGUCCAACGAAUAUUUUGUUCUGCUUUCAGAGGCCUGCAUUGCUACCCGUAACUUCACCAUUGUUUACCGUUACAUUUCAAAAUCUCGUUACAGCUUUCUAGGCUCCUAUGAUGAACAUGGACCCUAUGGAAGGGGGCGAUAUGACAAGCGCAUGGAGCCUGAGGUCACCCUCGAGCAAUGGAGAAAAGGUUCCCAAUGGUUUGAGGUUAACCGUGAACUUGCUCUCCGGAUUGUAGAGGACAAAGUUUACUAUCCAAAGUUCAAGGAAUUCUGCAAGCCUGCUUGUUAUGUGGAUGAGCACUACUUCCCCACAAUGCUAACGAUCCUAGUUCCACAUUUGCUAGCAAACCGAAGCCUUACGUACACAGACUGGUCUAGGGGCGGACCCCACCCAGCUACAUACGGCAAGAAGGAUAUUUCAAAGGAGUUCUUUGACAAGAUAUUAGGAAGGCGAAUGUGCUUCUACAACCAUCGCCUCGUCUUUCUAUGCCAGCUUUUUGCUCGAAAGUUUGCACCCAGUGCUUUAGAACCCCUUUUGAGCUUGUCAUCUGAAGUUUUUGGAUACUGAAAUAGGGAAUAGAGACU
Molecule: messenger RNA, 3003 nt
Organism: Chenopodium quinoa (quinoa)
Lineage: Eukaryota; Viridiplantae; Streptophyta; Magnoliopsida; Caryophyllales; Amaranthaceae
Exons: 2
Coding region: 1829-2986 (385 amino acids)
Cellular component (GO): membrane
Molecular function (GO): glycosyltransferase activity
Source: RefSeq, a predicted model, not a curated record